Abrus precatorius (Indian licorice) is the source of this 1149-nucleotide messenger RNA. RefSeq names its product protein SRC2 homolog. NCBI's taxonomy places the organism in Eukaryota, Viridiplantae, Streptophyta, Magnoliopsida, Fabales, Fabaceae. The record is from RefSeq and is a predicted model, not a curated record. The transcript has a single exon. Bases 56 to 520 code for a protein of 154 amino acids.
AGUCACAAAACCACAUAAACCUUCAACCUGUGCUCAUCUUCAUUUUCCCACCCAAAUGGAAACAAAAACCCACUCACAGCCACUAAGAAGAACACUUGAACUCACGGUAUUAUCGGCGGAGGAGCUCAACGUGGAUCAAAAACUCACCAUAGAGGACCUAUACGUUGUCGUACGAGCGGAGUCAAUAAACUGCUACACCACAGGCAUGGCAAAAGAAAGUGGGGAAGGAAAGGCUUCAUGGAACGACAAGUUGUUGGUGGACGUUCCCAUGCAUGCUAAAUCCAUUACGUUGGAGAUGAAGUGCAAUACCUCAACGAGUGUUAAGGAUGUUGGGGUUGCAAGGAUUGCUGUUUCGGAUGUUGUUGAAGAGGAUGUUUUAGAUCAUAGCUUCAAGUUCUUCAGUUAUAGGUUAAGGGAUUGGGAAGGUAGGUGUAACGGAGUGCUUAAGUUCUCCGUCAGGGUCAGCGAGUGUUCUUCCAGUGGCGUUGCUCUUAGCAUCCCUGCUCGUGGGGACAAUUAAGCCAACGACGAUGUUUAAACUUUGAAUAAUGAUAGGUUCACACUCGUUUUUGGGUGUUAAACACGUAAAAGGAGAGAGAAAGAAAGAAGAAAAACGAUGAGGAAUGAUUGUAAAAGAAUAUAAACCUGUAUUUGCAAAUUUCCUUACUAAACUAGUUACUGCAAGAUUACUCCAACUUGAACAGGAGUUUUAUGUAAUUAAAAUUAGUAUUUAAUUUUGGUGUUCAUCUCCGAAUAUGAUGAUAUUUUUACUGAAUUAUUUUAAAACUAGUAAUUAAAAUUACUAGUUUCGAAAACAGAAAUGUUAACACAUGAAUUGUAUCGCCUAGGAAAUAGUGAGGACAAAGCAAAGUUGGGUUUCCACAGUGGAGUGACGUCGACGAUUCUUAUCCUAUGCUAAUAUGCUUUUUCGGAAGUGAAUGCGACAUAGAUAGAUUUCAACGGAAUAAAGAGAAUGUUUUGUGAGGAAUUUAUACUUCUUGCUGGUUUCAAGUGACCAUAACUAAGAGCAACUACUUCCGUCGAAUCAGAAUUUAGCUUUUCUAGUUUUAUUGUCCUAAAUCACACAUUUUAAGCUUAAAUAUGCUUUGCUUUUUCACUCAUUAUAUUUCCAUGUAGAAUCGAUUCCUG